Molecule: messenger RNA, 5184 nt
Organism: Pediculus humanus corporis (human body louse)
Lineage: Eukaryota; Metazoa; Arthropoda; Insecta; Psocodea; Pediculidae
Product: collagen alpha-1 precursor, putative
Exons: 32
Coding region: 1-5184 (1727 amino acids)
Molecular function (GO): extracellular matrix structural constituent
Source: RefSeq, a predicted model, not a curated record
AUGGCAGAACGAAAUAAAAAGAAAAAAAAACAUGGCGUCGUAGAUCUCCUUUUCGAAACAAAAGCACACGAAGAACCUCUGGGUGUUUCUCAGAUAGAAGGUCUUUGUCUGUCUAGACCUGGAAACGAUACAGAAGACAAAGCUUACAGAUUAAGCGAAAGAGCUUUACUAACGGUUAAUUCAAUACAAAUUUUUCCGAAAGGUUUUCCAACGGAUUUUUCAAUAAUACUCGUAGUAAAACCCGAUCCAGAUACAAGCGUAUCAACCCUAUUUACCGUGUAUAGUGACACAGGAGAUGAUCAAUUAGCUGUUUCAUUGGGAAAAGAUGUUAUUUUAUUUUUACAAGAUGAAGAAACAAAACCACAAACUCAAAAUGUUAUAAGUUUUGGAGUCGGAAUAAACGAUGGAAAAUGGCACAGAUUGGGAUUCAGCGUUAAAGGAGAUGCUGCGACACUCAUAUUGGAUUGUGAAAAACAAAUAACAAAAGUUUUAAAUCGGGAACCAUUUUCUAAAAUAAGCGUCGCUGGAAUAUUUUUAAUCGGACAACAAUUAUUAGACGAAGGAUUUUUUAAGGGAGACUUACAAACGUUAAUGAUCUCAUCAACACCCGAUGCCGCUUAUGAAAUAUGUACCGAAUAUUGUCCACCGUGCGAUCAACCAUUCAAAUACGUUCAACCGAAAUUAAAUUUACCAGAAGUCAUUCAUGGUAAGCAACAGGGUAAAAAGAAAAAAAAACAUUUUCAAGCAUUGGAAAGUCAAUACACAUCACUCGAUGGAAAUUUAAUACGAAUUAAUGAAGAUUUCGAUGAAGAUGAUUACGAAGAGGGAAACGAUGAUGACGAAGAUGAAAAUCAAACGAAAGAAAAUUUAAGUUUUGUCGUACCGGAUAUCAAUAUAAUAUCCGUUACAAGGCAGCCAUCUUACGAUAAUAACACGGAACCUUUUGAAAGUGAAAACGUUCUUACCUACAAUUCAAAACAACCUUUUGAAGUCGGUGUGGAAGCUCAUUAUGUUAGAGGUCCUCCUGGUCCUAGAGGUUAUCCUGGAAUACCGGGUUUGCCAGGUCUUCCCGGACCCAAAGGAGAAAGAGGAAGAGAUGGUAUGGUUGGAAAUAUUGGUAUACCCGGUCCCCCAGGGCACGUGUUUAUGAUUCCCUUGAGUUCGUCCAGUACAGACAAAGGACCGGAUAGUCAAGCUGAACAUAUGAGACAUUUGCUUUCACAACAUAUGGUUGCAAUGAGAGGUGUAGAUGGUCCAAUGGGAAUCACAGGAGUUCCGGGACCUCAAGGUCCUCCAGGUCCUGAAGGUUUAAAAGGUGAACCCGGCGAAGUUGGAGAACCGGGUCCGCGAGGUUUGCGAGGUAUGAUGGGUCCACCUGGUAGAGAAGGUAGAAGAGGAAGACCUGGGAGAGAUGGUGAAAGAGGAAUGACAGGUCCACCAGGAACAAAAGGAGAACAAGGACUUCCCGGAUUACCAGGUUUGCCCGGAGAAAAAGGAGAAAGAGGAUUAUCUGGUGCACCCGGACAACCUGGAAUGACCGGACAUGAAGGAAUGCAAGGAGAUGAUGGACCACCGGGAUUGCCAGGUUUACCAGGAGAACUUGGUCCGAGAGGAUUUCCAGGUCCAAGAGGUUUUCCUGGAUUGCCAGGUUCACCAGGUGUUCCUGGAGGAGAAGGGCCACCGGGUGCAAAAGGAGCAAGUGGACCACCCGGGCAACCAGGAAAUCCAGGCCAACCGGGGCCUCCGGGUGCUAUAGGACCACCAGGCCCGCAAGGACCAUUAGGUCCUCCCGGAUUACCGGGCUCACCGGGAAAAUCAGGUUUACCCGGUCUUCCAGGAGCUGAAGGAGCUCCUGGACAUCCCGGAAGUCAAGGUAAUUCCGGUCCGAAAGGUGAUACUGGACCGGUUGGACCUCAAGGACCGGUCGGAUUUCCCGGAACGAGAGGAGUUAAAGGAGACGAAGGGAAAAGAGGGCCUUCCGGGGAAAAGGGAGAAAAAGGCGAUAGAGGACCAGAUGGAGAAAAAGGAGAUUUAGGAAUGAAAGGAGAUCGUGGGGUACCAGGUCCUGCCGGUGCGACUGGAUUAGAAGGACCUGAAGGACCAAAGGGUUUCGAAGGUCCUAGAGGUGAAACUGGACCCCCUGGUCCUCAAGGUGAAAAAGGAAAAAUAGGAUCCCCGGGUUUUGCAGGUUAUCCAGGAGCACCAGGAGAAAAAGGAGAUAAAGGUACAGAAGGUAGAAUCGGUCAGCCGGGAGAAAAAGGAGACAGAGGAAAUCAAGGACAACCUGGAGAAAGAGGAGAAACGGGACCGAGAGGUUUUCGAGGAGCUAGAGGAAGACGAGGUUCAGAAGGGACACCUGGUCCUAAAGGUGAUACAGGACAGCCCGGACCACCUGGUCCUCAGGGUGAAAGAGGACCACAGGGACCCGAUGGAGCAAGAGGAUUUCCUGGUCCGCAAGGAGCUCCUGGUAGCAACGGAAAAGACGGUCCACCUGGAGGCCCUGGUGAAAGAGGAGCUCCAGGUGAACCAGGACCGCAAGGGCCGUCAGGAGCGCCAGGCGUUGUUGGUUCUCCAGGUCCCGCAGGAGAACCUGGACCGAUAGGAGAGCCCGGAGCACCAGGACAUCCUGGAUUGCCCGGAGAACCUGGAGAUCCUGGUGAAAUGGGUAAAGAGGGACCAACUGGACCGGCCGGACCUGUUGGAAAACCAGGUCCUCCGGGACCACCUGGUGCACCUGGUUUUCCAGGAGAAAGAGGACAUCCAGGUCUUCCAGGAACGUCAGGACUGAAAGGUGAAAUGGGACCUGCGGGACCUAUGGGCCCUACAGGAGACAAAGGUCAACAAGGAGAACCAGGUAAAGACGGUCCACCAGGGCCAGAAGGCCGACAAGGCUCUCCAGGAUCACACGGAGCACCUGGAACUAAAGGAGACAGGGGAGAACCAGGUAUUGCAGGAGCUACGGGAAGAGACGGACUGCCUGGCUUAAGAGGAUUACCUGGUCCACCAGGUCCAAUUGGACCUCCUGGUGAGGAUGGUGAUAAAGGUGAUGUAGGAGCACCAGGAGAAAAAGGAUUUAAAGGUGCAAAAGGAGAAAUGGGUCCUCCAGGAUCUCAAGGAACACAAGGUAUUAGAGGUGAACCAGGAGCAUUGGGUUUACCGGGAGAAAAAGGACCUCCUGGAGAAAUGGGAAGACAGGGUGCAAAAGGAGAAGAUGGUCCUCCAGGCGUUUCUGGUCCACCAGGAGCUCCUGGCCCUCAAGGAUUACCAGGUCCACCGGGUGUAAAAGGUGAAAUAGGAGAUGUAGGAGCGAAAGGACCUUUGGGACCUGCUGGAUUACCCGGAGAACAGGGUCCUAGAGGAACAAAAGGAGGAGAAGGUCCUACUGGGCCACCCGGUCCGGAAGGAUUACAAGGACCAAAAGGUGAACCCGGAAACCCAGGUCUCCCAGGCCCACCUGGAUUGGAUGGAAAACAUGGUGAAGUUGGACCUCCCGGGCCAAAAGGAGAAGAAGGAAAAUCCGGACCGCAAGGAUCUCCAGGACCAAGAGGACCUGCAGGAGUAGAAGGAGCUAAAGGAAAUCCAGGUCCUCCUGGAUUUCCCGGACCAGCGGGAGAACCUGGAAUUCCUGGACCAAAAGGGGAGGCAGGACUGGAUGGUAGUGAAGGUAAACCAGGAGAUACAGGUCCUCCGGGAGAAGCAGGAUUACCAGGCAAACCUGGAGAACCAGGACCUCCUGGUAAAGUUGGUCCUGAAGGGCCAGCCGGUAUUCAAGGAAGUCCAGGACCCCCAGGAGAAAAAGGAGAUGGAGGACCCGUUGGACCGAUGGGACCGCAAGGAUUAAUAGGACCGCAAGGUUUGCCAGGCCUACGAGGACCUCCUGGGCCUGUAGGCUCUCCAGGAAAUGCUGGAGACGUAGGACCUCCAGGAAAAACGGGUGCAGAAGGUCCACCCGGUAAAAAUGGUGAAAGAGGAUUAAAGGGUAUGAAAGGGGAUAGAGGUAGAAGAGGUUCUAAAGGUCAUCGCGGUGAAAUGGGAUUGCCUGGCAUUAAAGGUGACAUGGGGGAAAAAGGUGAGAGAGGACUAUUAGGAAUGCAAGGAGUAGAAGGAAAGAAAGGAGAAAUCGGACCGCCAGGUCCGCCGGGUCCCAAGGGUAACGACGGUCCACCUGGAAUGCCAGGAGUUGAAGGACCGCCGGGAGCUAAAGGUUCACAAGGAGUUGCAGGAAUGAAAGGAGAACCAGGAAAACCAGGAUUACCAGGUCCUCCAGGUCCACCGGGUGAAUUUCCAUUACUACCUCCAGAAUUACUUUUUCAAACGGGUACCGAAACAGAAAGUCAUUUUAAAGCAGAUUCUCGAAGGAGGAGAGACAUAGAAACUGAAUUAUUAGAACUCGAAGAACUAAUAAAAGAAGAAGAAAGAGCAACGGCCACCUCAACAUCCAAACCCGGUACAAACACGAAUAAAAAAUCAAAACAAAACAACGAAGACAAUGGAAAAUUUUUAGACAUGUACAGCUCCAUUUACACGAUGAGACAAGAUUUAGAAAGGAUAAGAAAACCUUUGGGAACUCGCGACAAUCCUGUUCGAACCUGCAAAGAUUUAUUUUACGGCCAUCCUCAUUUUAAAGACGAUUGGUAUUGGAUAGACCCUAAUUUAGGAAUGACAGAUGAUGCAGUUUAUGUUUUUUGUAACAUAACGGGCCAAGGUGAAACUUGCGUUUUUCCAGACAUACAUUCUCGUCAAAUGCCAAACAUUCCUUGGAGAAAAGAAGGUGAAAAAACGGAUUGGUAUUCGAACCUGAGAGGAGGAUUUAGGAUAACUUACGAAACGAUCGGAGUCGUACAAAUGACUUUUCUAAGAUUAUUAAGUCAAGAAGCUUAUCAGAAUUUCACAUACACGUGUAUAAAUGCAGCAGCCUGGCACAAUCAAAAAGGUGACAAUUACAACUUUUCAAUACGACUAUUAGGAGAAAACGAAGUCGAAUUUGGUUACAACGAAAUAAAACCUAUAAUAUUAGCAGACGGUUGCAAGACGAGAAAAAGUAAAACGGAAACAAUUUUCCAAAUAAAAACUAAAAAUUUAGAACAACUUCCGAUAAUUGAUUUUUAUCCGGUCGAUUACGGUCUACCAAAUCAAGCAUUCGGUUUUCACGUGGGUCCCAGACUAGUAGACAUGCAUACGUGA